AUGGCAGAUAUCACGAAGGGCACGAAGCGAUUGAGUGGUGAGGCCGAGGGGAGCCAGGAUUCGAAGCGGGUGAAGACGAACGGCGACAAGAUGGACGCGAAGAAUCCGUACCUGGCUCAUCUCGAGGAGAAACCCGAGGCCGACUUCGAGUCGCUCCUCGACAAGCUCGAGCGCCGCAACACCACCGCGAAGCAGGCCGAGGCCGUUGAGGACUCCGACAUCAAUCCUUGGACCGGUCAGCGGCACUCGGAGCGCUACUUCAAGAUUCUGAAGGCUCGUCGCAAGCUACCCGUCAACAAGCAGCGCCAGGAGUUCCUCGACCUCUACCACAACAACCAGAUCCUCGUCUUUGUCGGUGAGACCGGUUCCGGUAAAACGACCCAGAUCCCUCAGUAUGUGCUCUACGACGAGCUGCCGCACCAGACCGGCAAGCUCAUUGCCUGCACACAGCCCAGGCGAGUGGCCGCUAUGUCGGUCGCCCAGCGUGUCGCCGACGAGCUGGACGUGAAGCUGGGCGAGGAAGUCGGUUACAGCAUCCGUUUCGAGAACAAGACGAGCUCCAAGACCCUACUCAAGUACAUGACCGAUGGUCAGCUGCUGCGAGAGGCGAUGCACGACCGCGACAUGUCGCGCUACAGCUGCAUCAUUCUUGACGAAGCCCACGAGCGCACUCUCGCCACCGAUAUUUUGAUGGCUCUGCUCAAGCAACUGUCGGAGAGGAGGAAAGAUCUUAAGAUUAUCGUCAUGUCCGCUACCCUCGACGCUCAAAAGUUCCAGUCCUACUUCUUCAACGCUCCGCUCCUCGCUGUGCCGGGUCGUACACACCCCGUCGAGAUCUUCUAUACCCCUGAGGCUGAGAGGGACUACGUGGAGGCUGCCAUCCGGACGGUGCUGCAGAUCCAUGCAUGCGAGCCUGAGGGUGAUAUCCUGCUGUUUUUGACGGGUGAGGAGGAGAUUGAGGAUGCCUGCCGCCGGAUUAGCUUGGAGGUGGACGAGAUGAUUCGGGAGUCUGACGCAGGGCCCAUGUCAGUUUACCCUCUGUACGGCACACUACCACCCCAUCAGCAACAACGCAUCUUCGAGAAGGCUCCCCAGCCCUUCCGCCCUGGCGGCCGGCCGGGCAGGAAAUGCAUCGUCGCAACCAAUAUCGCCGAAACAUCUCUCACCAUUGACGGCAUUGUCUACGUCGUGGACCCUGGUUUCAGCAAGCAAAAGAUUUAUAAUCCCCGCACAAGGGUUGAGUCGCUGCUCGUGUCUCCCAUCUCCAAGGCCUCAGCGCAGCAACGUGCUGGUCGUGCCGGUCGUACACGGCCAGGCAAGUGCUUCCGUCUGUACACGGAAGAGGCUUUCAAGAAGGAGCUCAUCGAGCAGACAUACCCCGAGAUCCUGCGGUCCAAUUUGUCCAACACCGUCCUCGAGCUGAAAAAGCUCGGCGUCGAGGACUUGGUACACUUCGACCUGAUGGAUCCGCCGGCUCCCGAGACCAUGAUGCGUGCACUCGAGGAACUCAACUAUCUGGCCUGCUUGGACGACGACGGCGAGCUAACGCCGUUGGGCAACCUGGCGUCCGAGUUCCCCCUAGACCCGGCGCUGGCCGUGAUGCUGAUCUCGUCGCCCGAGUUCUACUGCUCGAACGAGAUCCUGUCCAUCACGUCCCUCCUCUCCGUCCCACAAAUCUGGGUGCGCCCCGCGAACGCGCGCAAGCGCGCCGACGAGAUGAAGGCGCAGUUUGCGCACCCCGAUGGUGACCACCUGACGUUGCUGAACGCGUACCACGCGUAUAAGGGUGCCGAGGCGCGGGGCGAGGACAUGAAGAAGUGGUGCCACGAGCAUUUCCUAUCAUACCGUCACCUUUCGAGCGCGGACAACGUGCGGGCGCAGCUGAAAAAGAUCAUGGAGACGCACGGCAUCGAGCUGGUCAGCACGCCCUUCCACGACAAGAACUACUACACCAACAUCCGGCGCGCCCUGCUCGCCGGCUUCUUCAUGCAAGUCGCCAUGCGCGAGUCGAGCAACAGCAAGGUCUACAAGACCGUCAAGGAUGAGCAGCUCGUCUUGAUCCACCCGAGUACCACCGUUACCACGCCGUACGAGUGGGUUGUCUAUAAUGAGUUUGUCUUGACGACUAAGCAGUACGUGCGCACGGUGACGAACAUUCGGCCGGAGUGGCUUCUUGAAAUCGCCCCUGUCUACUACGACCUCAGCACGUUCCAGAAGGGCGAGAUCAAGAAUGCCCUGACGCGCGUGGCUGAGAAGAUCCGCCGCCAGCAGGCCAUGAAGGCCAGCAAGGCGUGA
Molecule: messenger RNA, 2295 nt
Organism: Thermochaetoides thermophila DSM 1495
Lineage: Eukaryota; Fungi; Ascomycota; Sordariomycetes; Sordariales; Chaetomiaceae
Exons: 2
Coding region: 1-2295 (764 amino acids)
Cellular component (GO): intracellular anatomical structure; spliceosomal complex
Molecular function (GO): RNA binding; RNA helicase activity; ATP binding
Source: RefSeq, a predicted model, not a curated record